AUGGAACAAAUGGCCAAUGUUUUGGACUGGAGAAGAGAGGUCGUCAUCUCCUUUCUUUCGCCCAUCACCCCAACUUCGACCCUCCGCCAAUCGAUUCCAGCUUCCUACAUGACAGUAUAUGUCUCGGGUGGAUUCAAUGUUGAUAUCUACGUCGACAUCAAUGGUCAGUGGGCGAGUGGGGACAGAGGAAGCCGAAUUGUCUGGGACUUUGAUCAGCAGCAACUCGGAGGCGACAAAGCGUUGAAGACCUGGAAAAUCAGAAGAGAGACAGAGCAGUUGUUUUCAGAAAUUAGAGACCAAGCCGAAUGGGGUACCUUGCAUUUCUCCGCUCCGUCCGAUGUCCGUCACGAGUCUGGGACCUCAGGACUCAUCCGUCCGCGAUUCGCGCGGACUGGUACCCUUCAAAACGCUAUUGACGAAGACUUCCGCGGCAUCAUGGAAGAGGAGCCUGUCUUUGCGUUCGCCAAGUCUUUCAGCCUGAACUCUUCGUCAGCAUCGUCCACUCACAGUGUCGACAGCGUCAUGUUCACUAUUGCACACAUUCAGGACCCAGUCGUCCAGUUUGCCGCAGAGCGCGGUCUGACCUUUAUGAGACCGCUUUGGGCUUCUUGGUUCUCUUCAGUCGAGUCUCUGUUGGCUUUCCAUUACCUAGACUUUCACAAUGCUGCGACGCUUGCUAGCAACUACUCCACGCAGCUUGCUAAAGACGCCUACGUAUCUGGAGCAGAUGAUUACGUUGACAUCGUUGCCCUGACCGCGCGGCAGGUAAUGGGUGCAACAAGCUUCGCUGGGACUCCUGACAACCCAAUCCUGUUCCUCAAAGAGAUUUCCUCCAAUGGCAAUUCUCAGACAAUCGACGUCAUCUUCCCGGCUUUCCCAUUCUUUCUGUAUACCAACCCUCGCUGGUUGGCAUACUUGCUUGAACCAAUUAUCGAGCACACACUUAGCGGCCAAUAUCCUAAUAAAUAUGCUUUGCACGAUCUUGGAACCCACUUUCCAAACAUGACGGGACAUCCCGACGGAAGGGAUGAGUAUAUGCCGGUGGAGGAAUGUGGAAAUAUUCUGAUCAUGGGUUUAGCAAUCGUCAACAGCCUUUUUUACGAUACAGAUGUUGCUGCUGGCUCGCACUGGGCGAGCCUUGGAAGUCAAAGCUUUGAUGCUAACCCCACAACCAGCGCUUUCUCGUUGAAUGAUCUAGAGGAGCGAGAGGGCGUCUUCGGACUCGACGAUUCAUGGGGCGGUUCUACGAAAGGACUGAAGCAGGCGCAGAAAUGGGUCACCAGGAGUUAUAGGCUUUGGAAACAAUGGACCGGCUACCUUGUGGAGUUCUCUUUGGAACCAGAUCAUCAGCUCUCUACCGAUGACUUUGCGGGGCCUCUACAGCUACAGACCAAUCUAGCUCUCAAGGGUAUCAUUGGCAUCAAAGCUAUGGAGGGCAUUGCCAACGUAAUCGACAACAAGGAGGACGCAAAGAAUUUCAAGAACAUCUCAGAAACCUACGUCUCGAAGUGGGAAGAAUUCGGCAUCUCCCGCGACGGCAGCCACGCCAAACUCGCAUACGACUGGUACGGUUCCUGGACGACCCUCUACAAUCUCUACGCCGACGCCCUACUCUGCUUCCACCUCGAGGGAACAUCGCUCUCUUCAUCGGUAAGCACCGUUGAGCACCAUAAUCACCAAAAGCCCUUAGAACCUGGCUUCGACACACAAAAUUCAAACAGCACCGGCUUCGUCUCUCAACACGUCUACAAAAUCCAGUCAGACUGGUACCACGCCGUCCGUCAACGCUACGGCCUGCCCCUCGACAGUCGUCACCUCUACACGAAAACCGACUGGGAAUUCUUCGCCGCGGCCGUCACCUCAAAAUCUGUCCGUUCCGAGAUCCUAGAGAGUGUAGCCAAGUGGCUCAACGAGACCAGCACCGAUCGCCCGUUCACGGAUCUUCACGAGACGGAGGGCGAUGGUGGCUUUCCGGGUGCGCACUUCAUGGCGAGGCCAGUGACUGGGGGCCAUUUUGCGUUUUUGACGCUGGGGAAGGCGUGUGGGGGAAAUGCCAUGGACGGGUUGGCUUUUCUGGAGGAUGAGAGUCUGCUCAAGGGCGCGGACCCGUGGGACGAAGAUUUCGUUUUGGACUUGGGGGCUGGAGAAUUGUAA
This is a messenger RNA of Letharia lupina, 2154 nucleotides long. RefSeq lists its product as uncharacterized. The transcript is spliced from 5 exons. Bases 1 to 2154 code for a protein of 717 amino acids. The record is from RefSeq and is a predicted model, not a curated record. Lineage: Eukaryota; Fungi; Ascomycota; Lecanoromycetes; Lecanorales; Parmeliaceae.